This is a messenger RNA of Petromyzon marinus (sea lamprey), 2945 nucleotides long. RefSeq lists its product as uncharacterized. Lineage: Eukaryota; Metazoa; Chordata; Hyperoartia; Petromyzontiformes; Petromyzontidae. The record is from RefSeq and is a predicted model, not a curated record.
ACUGGCGAGAGCGCAACUGGAGGAGCGCCAGAGACCUAUGCAGACACGCCGCCGUCAUUCCGUUUUCCAGAUGGUUCCAAGACUCUCGCCACCGCGGAAUGGUGCCGCGUGCUCGUUCAGUCGCUGGAUGCUGCUCGCCCACGUCCUGUGGGCCUGCGUCGAGGGGGCUCCGCUGAUCGCCUCCCCGCACGGUCGACGAGCCGUCUCGGACUGCCUGCGCGCCGCAGAGAAGCUGAGCACGGACGCUGAAACCCACCUCCAGAAAUACAUAACGGAGGUGCUGCAAUGCAGAGAAACCGACUGCGAGGAGAAGUUCUUUAUGGAGUUGCCGGAGGAACUGCCGACACAGAUCGACCACUGCGCGAUCAGGAGACAGGGGUGGAGUUUUGACCGGUGCUUCGGGAGCAUCGCGCACAACCUCCGCAUCUACGAGACCUACUUGGUGUCUCUACGCGACAGAUCCGCGACUGACACUGACAUUCUGGUGACGGGCAUUCGAGAAAUGCUGAACCUCAUCUCUGCUGCGGAGGUGGAUGUUUCCGAUAAUCUGGUCGUUGAGCCCAUUUCUCCCGACGUGGCGAGCAAGAUUUACUCCAGCGAUUGGCAAACGCGACAGGCCAGCUUCCAGAUCCUGCACAUGUUUCAGCACAUGGCAUCCGUGGUGGCCCGUAGCCUGCAUGUGCUGAACAAAAAGGCGAACCCACAGUGAGAUCCUCGUCCUUCCAUCUAUACCUCUGUCUACAGCUUCGUUGUCCUUCCUUUGGUAGUCGUGUGACCUUGAGCAGUGAAACUUGAAUUUCUUUGAAAGUGACGAGACGAGCACAAUUAUUUGGCAGUUGUUACCAGAAAUUGACACCGGCGGUGCUCACAAUCACGAGCAAUUAUGACAACCCUGGUUACAGCCGUGUAGCGUGGAGUGACACAAUGUUGCCUCGCCAAUGAAAACAAUACAUUCUUGAUAGGUGUGUUGAUGAACAAUUACUGGUCUACAUAGCAUACAACGUUGGCAUACUGGCGAAUGACACUGCCUUAAAAGAACAACUAUUGAACAGGUAUUUACAUUUUGAGCAAUGGCCCUGCUUUGGAGGACUAAGAUGGUCACAUGACCUUCAGCCUCUGAUCUGACUGCAGGCUUUAUUUAUUUAUUUAACUGUGGGCUAGCUCCCCGAUAUUAUUAAAAAAAUCAACGAAAUAUUGCACGUAAUAAAAAGUUUACUGUGAGAAUGUAAUUUAUUCCAAAGUAUUGGUAUUUUCUAUAUAUUUAUUAUAUUGUCAUUAGGCUAGUCUAGCAAAUAUUCUAUUACGAUAAUAUGAAUUCCACUGUCAGUUAGUGUGGUGUGAGGGUGGAUUAUUUAUUGGUGGAAGAUGUGGAUUAACACUGACACCGUGGGUGUAUGGUCUGUCCUGAUGUUGUUCUGUGCUAACACACAAUAGAUCUGCCUUGGCAAACUAGCCGGAUAACUGGCUAAAUGGGACUUUCCAUGUAAACAGUAAACAUUUGCUGUACAGGGACUCCUCUACUUACGAAUACUCGACUUACGAACUUUCAGAGAUACAAACAAACCUGUCCGUAUGUCCAGUUGCCCAUUCGGACCGAGAGUUGUAAGUUCAACCGCCGUGCGUUAGAUGGCGGUUGUGGCAUCUGCAUAUGAAGAACAAAUGGCAUCUACAUCUACAGGAGAUUAUGCGACUUUUAAAGCCAUUCCCAGUUUUUAGUGUACAUGUUCAAAAUCGACAGAAGUAAAGUUGGACCUACGAACACAUCGAUUUACGAACAGACCUCCGGAAUCGAAUUCGUUCGUAAGUAGAGGAGUCCCUGCGUUCUCAAAAUAUUGUAGGUUAGGCCACGCCCCCUCUCCGAUGUUGGGAGGGGCGUGGCUUCCUGACAAAUUUGUUUCAUUAACCGCUGUGUAUUUAUAUAACAUAUUUAUAUAUUUUUUACAAUUGAGAACCAAGGCUCCAGUGAAGGUUAAGAACCACUGGUACAGAGUAUUAUAGAAUGUUGUCGUAGGAUAUUUUAUACGUGACAUUGCGUGUUAUGGUACGAUGUUUUUUGUUCUAAAAAUACAUCAUUGCAUCAAGAUGGGUGUAUGCUUGACUACAAUGUGAGAUUAUGAUUAUCCAUUUGAAUAAUUUAUAUAUAAACAAAGACGUUUGCUUUAAGCUGGAAAAACCCGAUUAGCUAUGAACGCCUUGACUACGGGUGUCCAGCCUCUCAAGCUGGAGUGGGCAAUGAUGGGACAUUUACAGAGGAAGUUACAUUAAGGUAGAUGCUUAAACAAUCAUAUAUGAUUGAAAGUUUUCGUGACUGCAGGGAUUCAUAUUAUUGGUUCUUUCGGUAAAGUCACGUAGAAGGGAAACAAUAAAAUAAUAAAAAUAUAUAAUACAAUUCUCACGACGUUUCGACUGCAACACAAGCAAUCAUCAUCAGCUGUGAAACCACAGCAUUUUAUUGUAUUAAAUUUGUAUUAUUUUAUUGUUUCCUUUCUACGUGACUUUACCGAAAGAACCAAGAAUAACAAAAAUAACAGCUAUGUUUAAAAAAAAAGUAUGUAUACAAAGACAGGAUAAAUUACACUUAUAGACUGACAGUUGCCAAUUCAUAGAUGCGAAUCACAUUCGAUUGUAUGGCUGUGGUGAACACGAAGCGUGAGUUUAAGAGCAUUCCUUGGUGGUUAAUUGGCCAAUUUGAAAAGAAGACAAUGGUGGUACUGUACUUGAGGUUGUAAAUGUGAUGUGGAUUUUUUGUUAUUGUCGUAUUUUAAUAUGUAUUUGCUUAUUUAUUUAUGUAACUAUUGGUCUGUUUAUUUUUCCUCGGCAGCGUGUCUUAUUUUCACUACUGCGAUAGUGUUAAAUUAUUAACAAGGUGUUGACGUUUGCUGUAAAACGUGGGCAAUUUGCAAUGUCAUGCUGUAUGCAAUCAAUAAAUUUUUUAUUGAAGCAAA